Thrips palmi is the source of this 4576-nucleotide messenger RNA. Its product is annotated as condensin complex subunit 1-like. Bases 119 to 4306 code for a protein of 1395 amino acids. The record is from RefSeq and is a predicted model, not a curated record. Gene Ontology annotation, cellular component: condensed chromosome, centromeric region; nucleus. Gene Ontology annotation, biological process: meiotic chromosome condensation; mitotic cell cycle; mitotic chromosome condensation. The transcript is spliced from 19 exons. Gene Ontology annotation, molecular function: histone binding. NCBI's taxonomy places the organism in Eukaryota, Metazoa, Arthropoda, Insecta, Thysanoptera, Thripidae.
GAUCAUUUCAAACGAGAGAACGCCGGACGCGGGAAAAAUCUUCGUCAAAUUGGUGUUGUGCCGUUAAAAGAAUCUCACUUGGGGCGUUCGGGGUUUAUUGUUCCAGAGUUUCCCUGCCAUGGCAACUCCCCUAUUCGUCUUCCCUUUGCAUAGGGAGGACCUACUAUCGUCCGAAACUCCUGGACAAUAUUAUGUAAGGGAACUUGUUGAUUGUGAUCUCGUUCCGAGGAGACUUGCAGAUUGCAAUGCUGCAUUUUCCGAUGAUGGCUUUCUUUUUAUAUUAAAUCACUUUGAUGCAUUGUUUUCUGCUGUGCACCAGUCUAGAGAUCUGGAUACUAGACAUCUUAUCAUGUCACACAAUAUAGUUCUUAAAGGGAUGUCAGGAAUGAGUGUGUCACUCCCCAGAAUGCUUGAAAAUAUGGAUGGGCAUCUACGUGUUAAGUUAUUGAAUGCAGCCAAGAUGUACCUGUAUCUGUUAUACGAAAACCUUCGAUCCCUGGAAGAGAGAUUUGAUGCAAAAACUGACAGUAAAUUAGCAGUGGAUGCCAAGAGUCGUAAGAAAGCUAUGAAAAGUUUUGUUGAUUUCGAUUGGGAUGAAAAGAGAAAUGUUUCUCUUUUAAAACUGCAUGAAUUUAUUCAUCAACCCUUGGCCAAGUUGUGGGAUCCACCUAUGGCAGAUGAAGAUUUUGUAAGCACUGCUGCUAAUUGUUGUUACAAAACCUUAGAAGACCCUCAAGUUUCCCAAGUACGAUUGUCACACCUUAAACAUUCCAUUUUUGAUAUACUUGGAGUAUUAAUUCAAAAAUAUGGCCAUGGGCUGAGCUGUACAGUAAAGAUGGUUCAGCUCAUGAAAUUGUAUGAACAUUUACCAGAAACUCUGGCUCAGGGAGCAGUCAAGUUUGUCACCGAAUAUCACAGCCGGAACUUUGUGCGUGAAAUGAUUCGAGAAAUCACUGAAGAAGCAGCUGCGUGUGAAAACAGUUGCAUCAAAGCAUGCUCACAUUUUUUAGUUGAAGUUGCUAAAGAAGGUCCAGAAGUCAUGUUGCCUUCUGUGCACAUGCUUCUUCCUGAACUAGAAAACGAUUCAUACAUGAUGAGAAAUUGUGUGCUUGGAGUUUUGGGAGAGAUUGUGUCUGCAACUUUAGCUAGAGAACAUCUUUCUGAAGAACUGAAAGAGACUCGCAACAUUUUCUUUGAGCAUCUUGAGGACCACCUCCUGGACACCAAUGGUUCUGUUCGUGGCAAGGUGUUAAAAAUCUGGCAAAGGCUAUGUCAAGAGAAGGCAAUUCCCCUUGCUCGCCUUAGCCAGCUUUUAGAGCAAGUAGUUGAUAGACUACUGGAUAACAGUUGGACUGUUACUCGUAAUGCCAUACAACUUUAUCAUUCUCUUUUGCAAAGUAAUCCUUUUGGUGACAAGUUGGAAAUUGAAAAGUUAAAAGAGAAUUUCAAUCAGGAAGAGGAACUAUUAGUUGUGCUAGAGAAAGAAGUAAACUUGAAAAUACCACCAUCUCGUGCUAAGCUGUGGCAAGAAAUUUCACCAAAAAUUGUAGUUAUUUUGCAAGAAGCUCUAUCAAGUGGUGAAGAUGAAACAGUUCCUGAAGAAUAUCUGAACAAUUCAAUGGGUGAUAAUAUUUCAGAAAUCUAUCGUUUUUUGGAAAGGGAAAGAUAUGUUGAAGCAAUCCACUUACUCAGGUUUACAGAAAAACAAUCUGAGGCCAGUACUCCAAGAGCCAACAAAGAGUUGGAUUGGCAGGUGGAUUAUUUUCAUAAUCUCUUGCGUAAGAUUUUUGUCAACUUUGAUGAAGAAGGCAAUAAACGAGAAGAAAGACAGGACCUUACUCCAGAGCAUAAAGAAGCUUUAGAAAAGUUACAAAAACAGCGUACUUUGACCCAAUAUUUAAAGGAUUGCAUCGUAUUUGCAGAGCAGCUUGAGACUGCAACAAGUAUUAUAAACAACUUGCUUUCUUGUGCUCAACCAACUGUCAUGUUGGAUGCAAUAGAAUUUUUAACUGCUGCAUAUCAGUUUGGACUAAAGGGUGCUCUGACAGGAGUUCAAAAUAUGCUUAUGUUAGUUUGGUCAUCAGAAAGUUCAGUUAAAGAGGGUGUUGCCACUGCUUAUAGAAACAUUUACAUUGAAAUUGCAAGUCAUGCUCCUGGACGAAGCCGAGCUGGUGAGAUAGUACGAAAUCUGUCCCAUCUUUUGAAAACUUUAAAUGUGAAUCAACAAGCAGCUUUGGAGGUACUGGUGCACGAGUGGGUGAAAAAUGGUGAUAUGGAUAAAGAGUGUAUUCAAAUUAUGUGGGAGAGAUUCUCCAUGAAACUUCCUGACACAACUGAGGAUGACAGCAGAGCUGCUCUUAUUCUCCUGGGUAUGGUCGGAGGAGCAUCUCAUUCCGUAUUGAAGAACAAUAUUCCAGUGUUAAUAUCUGUAGGUUUUGGUGAAAGAGGACGCAAAGAUUACAGACUGGUGAAGGAGACCUGCCGUACUUUGUUGAAAUUGGUCCCAGAAACAACAUUGGCAUCUUCAAACGAAGAGGCUUUUGCACUUAGUGAAGAUCAUGAGAUGUUUCAAGACUUGUGCUCUAUUUUAACAAAUGGAUAUAAUGUACUUGAUGAACAAGAUUAUACCUCAAUGGCCAUUGAGGCAUUUGAAGUGAUUUAUCAACUUUCUGAACACCCAGACAAGACAUGUGGUGCUCUUUUAAGUACCUUUUCUGAUCUUACGAAGAAAUCUGCAUCAGGAAAUUUUGAUGACUUGCUAAACCCUUCAGGUCCAGACAAGACAAAGGCCCCAGGAAAUAUACCCUUUCUUUUGUUGGAGCGACUUGUAGCUGUAAUUGGCCAUGUAGCCUUCAGACAGUGGAUACACCUAGAUAGGAAAGUUUUCAGAGAGCUGAAGAGAAGAAACAAAAUACGGGAAGCUGAAGCAGAAAAGAAAAGAGAUGAUUCCCAGAAGAAUAAAAAUAAAGAUAAGAACAAAGAAAAGCGUAAAAGUCAAGCAAAUCUGAAUUCAUCCAUCUUGAGCCGUGCCUCAGAAACUCCUCGCUUGAAAAGGGACAAAGAUGAUUCAGCAGAUGCCGAGAUAGGAGAGAUCAAUGCUGAUGAUGCUGAAGCUGACUACAUCAACCAUGUUUGUGAGUCAGAAGUUGUAACUAGUGAAACUAUGCUGGCGAAGUUGAGUCCUCUUGUGGUUUCCAUAUGCACCAAUCCUCAAAAAUACUCUGAUGAAAGGCUUCAGAGCACUGCCAGCUCUUCAUUGACAAAAUUAAUGCUUGUUUCUUCAGCAUUUUGUGAAGAACAUCUACCUCUUGUAUUUACUAUGAUGGAAAAGUCACAUGAGGCACAAAUACGAUCAAAUCUUGUUUAUGCUGUCGGAGACUUUGCCAACAGAUUUCCAAAUCUUAUAGAGCCAUGGACCAAGCACCUUUAUGCAAGGCUUCAAGACAAAUCUCAUAGUGUCCGCCUUGAUACUAUUAUGGUUCUUAGACACCUUAUAACCAAUGAGAUGGUUAAAGUUCGUGGCCAAAUUUCAGACAUGGCACUCUGCAUUGUUGACUCAGAGGAGAGAAUUUCUGUGAUGGCUUCAGAGUUCUUCAGGGAUCUCUCCAAAAAGGGAAACACCCUUUACAAUGUUAUGCCAGAUAUUAUAUCUAGGUUGUCUAAUCCAAGCAUGAAUGUUUCUGAAGACCAUUUCCAUGUAAUAUUAGAGUUUUUACUUCCUCUUAUUAAUAAAGAUAAACAGAUGGAGAGCUUGGUUGAUAAGCUUUGCCAACGCUUUAGAGCCUCUACCACUGAAAGGCAAUGGAGUGAUAUAGCUUUCUGCUUAUCCUUGAUUCAGUAUUCGGACCGAAGCUUACGGCGCUUGACUGAAAAUUUCCAAUGCUACUUUGACAAAUUAAGUACUAAUAAGGUGUACGAAGCUUUCGAAUCCAUUAUUGCUCAAGCUCUGAAAACAAACAAGCCGGAGAGAAAGAUUAUUGUUGAAGAACUGCAAACAAAGAUAGAUGAGAUCAUGAAGAAGGGAUUAGGCUUGGAGGAAGCUAGGGCAGGUCAUUCUGAGGAUGCUGGUGAGGGUACUGAAGAUGGUGAUGGAAGCAAUCAGAAAGAGAACAGAUUAACUAUGAAGAGAAAGGAGAAAAGGGGGAGUGAUGUUGGAAAGAGAAUGCAAGCUGCACAGAGGAGAGGCAGGAGGAAACCUGUGGAAGACUCAUCAGAAGAGGACGAAGAAGACGCUGAUAGUGAGCAAGAUGUGGCUCCUCAAACGCAGUUAAAAGCGAGGCAUUCGAACCGAAGGCGAAGGAGAUAAACAAGUCAUCAUUACCUGAUAGUUGAUAUGUGGUAGGAAAAGUAUAAGGAAAAUUCCUUUCAUUUGAACUUGCUCUCUGUUUUCACUCUCAUAUCAAAAUAUAGGUCUGAUAUGAAUUUUAACACUUCCAUGACACUUCUUAUUAGGGAAUCUCAUUGUGGCUUGUAGAAAUUCCUUAAGCAACCUAUGUAACCAAUUUUUUUUUAAAUAUAUAUUAUUGGUUUCUGAUUGUUUUUCUACUUAAUAAACGUUUCUGUCAUGUCUUGCUUA